ACAUGCAAAUAUUCACACAAUCUCUUUAUAUAUAUUUUUUUUUUAUAUUAUUUUCUACUAAACUAUUGCCAUAGCUCUUACGUUAAAAAGGCUUUACCCUUUAAAACUUGCAUACGGGCAAUCACUUUUACGAAAAGCAAACAUUUAAUUAUGUAUACAAAAUUAAAAAUGUAUAAAACACCAAAUCACCUACACUAAGAAUUUAAACAAAAAAAGUAAAAAUCCGCACGAGAACCUCGAAAACAUUUUAUAUACAAUGCUUGCCUACGUACAUACUUAUGUAUGUAUGUAUAUAUUACUUGUAUACGUUAUAGCCAAUUGUACAGCUCGCAUUUGUUGCUCCAAACAAUCUGGCAAGCAAGCAGCACACCAGCAACCGGACAUUCAGUACGUUUCAAUCGUUAGUAAGCGCCGGAUCCAACACAAAAAAUAAAUCGCUCACCAACUAGCUCCAUGCCAGUGUAAAGUUUACAGUAUUAUGCAUUUUUCCCGCAAACUCAACCCCAACUGCACGCCUACUAUUGACUUAUAAAUGCUUCAAAAGUGAAAUCGAAAUAAAUUUUUCAAUCUCAAAAAAAUGGAGCCUACUCUCAAGAAUCACUCUUCCAAUGACUAUCCGCGCGGCUCUGUGUCGUCCAUCAAAUCGUUGGAGGUGCCGCCCACGCCUACGCGGUCACCCAAGAAGGUUUCCUUUUCGGAUGACUUGCCGUACAAUGAAACACCCGCCGAGGUGCCGAGCAUUACCACCAACCAUACAAGCGACAGCACGGAUGGCAAUAGCCAUAACAACAGCAAAAUAUCAUCAACGCCAACAGCUGUUACCGAGGAGGAGCUAACGGCCGUAAAUCACGUCUUGCUGCAGGCGGCGCAAUACCUUGAAAAAUUACACGGCGCUCGCGAACAGACGCCAGAAGAACCUCGUAGCCAGCAGCCACAACAGCAACCGAGCCACAGCGAAAUCAGCACAAACAGCGGCCCAAUAAAUCUAAAGCAGCCACCACAGAAAGUGAAGCGCGCCGAAAGAGGUACUACGAGUACAAUACUGCCAAAUGCCACAGCGAAAGAAAUAAAUAUUAGCGAUGAAAUUGAUAAGGUGCAAGAAGUGCAUAAAUUGCCGAACAUAAACACAACCACUUCAACAAGAACAAAAACAAUAGCCGAAGUAGUAACUAGCAAUGCAAACGUAUCACCUGCUGUGCUUGAAUUAGACAACAACGUCGUCGAGCAAUCGAAAACAACAUCAAUGGCACAACCAAAACAACAACAAAAGCAACCACACCAAAAUCAACUAACCAAAUCACAGUCAUUGGUAUCUUCGAAUUGCGCACAGCCACAACCACAGCCACAACCACAGCCACAGCCACAGCCCAGUGUGACUGCAGAGCAAACAACAUUUACCACCUCCCUCAGCAAUGUGCAUCUCGCGGAACCAACUACCUCGGCACAAAUGCAAGAGAUAAGCGAAGAGCAAUCGCAUGUGGCCAGAUACAUUGACCGCUACAACCUCAAUUUAGAUAAGAAUUUUAGUGCCAUGGAAGUGGAGGCGAGACGUGAAAAACUACGCUGGUUACUCAUAUCCGAGUGUAGUGCACUGCUUGCUGAGGGCAAACAUACGCGCGAGGCAUUCCGGAAAUCGGUGCUGGAGACGGAAUUUCAGCAAAAGCUUUUUCAUCUCUUCGAUCUGGACGGAAAUGGUUAUUUGUUGCAAGAUCGCUGGAUUGAACACCUCAAGGGCCGUUUAACCGAUGAUAGACAAAUGGAUUUCGCCGAACAGCUUGAAUCAGUGGCCUAUGUUAUUUGUGGCGAAAAUAGUAAAAUUACCCCAAAAAACUUUACGGAAAUUUGGCAAGCGCGAGGUAUUUUAGAUAAAUUAUAUCGCCUGAUCGAUGUCGAUGGCACGAAUUUAAUAUCCACAAAUCAAGUAAUGGAAUUCAUUUCACACCUGACCAAUACGCGGCCACGCACCGGUUUUGAUAAGAGCUCGCUGGCGCGUCUGGAACAACUCUUUCGCAGCACUGUGGGCAAUGAGCAGGAAAUACGCCGUGAAGAGUUUCAGAAAAUUGUUACAUCGAAAAAUCCAUUUUUUACGGAGCGUGUAUUUCAAAUAUUCGACAAGGAUAAUUCUGGCUCGAUAUCAUUGCAAGAAUUCAUUGAUGCCAUUCAUCAAUUCUCCGGCCAGUCGGCGGAUGAUAAAAUACGUUUUCUUUUCAAGGUUUACGACAUCGAUGGUGAUGGCUUGAUUCAGCACAAGGAGUUGCACGAUGUGAUACGCGCCUGCAUGGAAGAAAAUGGCAUGGAAUUCUCGGAAGAACAGAUCGAAGACCUUACAACCGCCAUGUUUGAAGACGCAGACCCAUAUAAUCGUGGUGAAAUCACAUAUGAAGCAUUGAAGAACCAGAUAAGCAAACACGGCGGCUUAUUAGAGAAUCUCAGUAUAACCAUAGAUCGCUGGUUAGUGCCGAUAACACAGGAAGCACCCAAACGAAAAUCCACAUGCCCACAAUGUCCACGUACAGGGGUACCACACCAACUCACAUUGGCCUACAUGAAAAAUAAUCAGGCAUUCGUUUCGUAUCUCUAUAUCUACAUCGCCAUUAAUGUGUGCCUAUUUAUUUCACGUGCGAUACAAUAUCGAGCGAGCAAUGGAUUUGUUAUUGUUGCACGUGCAUGCGGACAAUGUUUGAAUUUCAACUGUGCUUGGAUAUUGGUGCUAAUGUUGCGGCAUUCUCUAACAUACCUACGCUCUCAGGGUCUCUCGUCGUAUCUACCGCUGGAUAACCACAUCUACCUUCAUAAGCUUACCGGCAUCGUGGUGUCAAUACUUAGCCUCCUACAUACCAUAGCGCAUCUUUUUAAUUUCUCCAUUAUUGUUGUGAAUGAUCCGAAAAUCAAUGCCGGUCACUAUACAAUCGGCGAAUGGCUAUUAACCGAUCGCCCAGGACUAUUCGGUCUUAUUCCGGGUUGUGCCAAUCCCACUGGUUUGGCGCUACUUAUCAUCCUGCUAAUCAUGUUCAUUUGCUCGCUGCCAUUUGUGAGGCGCAAGGGCUCCUUCGAAGUCUUCUAUUGGACUCAUCUAUUGUAUAUACCAUUUUGGAUUUUGCUAUUGUUUCAUGGUCCCAACUUUUGGAAGUGGUUCUUGGUACCAGGAUUGGUAUACAUAGUGGAGCGUAUAUUACGUUUUGUUUGGAUGAAAAGUGAACAUGGAAAAACGUACAUUAGCUCAGGUCUACUUUUGCCUUCAAAAGUCAUACAUUUGGUCAUCAAGCGUCCAUUCAAUUUCAACUUCCGUCCUGGUGAUUAUGUUUUCGUUAACAUACCAGCUAUUGCCAAUUAUGAGUGGCACCCUUUCACCAUUAGUUCGGCACCAGAACAGGAGGAUUACAUGUGGCUGCACAUACGCACUGUGGGCGAAUGGACUAAUCGGUUAUAUCAGUAUUUCGAAAAAGAGCAACAAAAAUUGCAGAACGUUGAGAUAAUACAAAAUCGACAUGCCAUCCCCACCGAACUGGUGCUUCGAGUUGAUAGAAGUGAAGGAAAAACAUCGCCAACGCCACAAAUUGAUUUCCUAGCGCAAAAUCUUGCACGCUUGCAAAAUAAACCGAGUGGACACGAUUCAGCCGGGUUGUUGAAUAAGGGCAUAAAUCAACUACAAAAUGUGCCUUUGAAACCUGCGCGACAUAUACCAGUACCAUCGAAAUUGGCCACUGAAAACACGAUAGUGCACGAAGACAACGAACCGUCUUCAACGAAAUCCACAGAUCGGAUACGCAGUAUUAAGAAGACCUUGCAGCGCACUUUCUCCCGAAAGGAUGUGCCUACCAAAAAUGGCGCUAAUGGUCACUGGAAUGAAGGUUUCGUAAGGGAUUUUGCGGAUUCGGGGAAGCAGCCAUUAGACAAACGGUUGCAGAAGCUAAAUUCGCGUAAACCGCCGCUCGAGAAGAGCAUCUCACUGCCAGAUAUUGCAGUUAAGACAAAAAAGAAGGAACGUCUCAAAGCUUUACGAGCACUUGGCCGUUCGGAAUCGGAACGUUCUUUUGACGAAUCGCGUGUUAGACGAGCGCGUCUACAAAGUGUUGGCCUAGCUUAUUUAAGUCCACAAAACAAAUCACUCGCACAGAGUUUUCGUUACAUGCGCAACAAGCCGACAAUAAUUGCUUUUAAAACACCAAGCUUGGAAGAAUCAGAACCAGAUUUUACCGCAAAUUCAGCAGCUAAUGUGGACACGUAUAGAGAACUUGAAGAGGGAAAAGGUAAUGGAGUUGCUAAGCCUGGCGAUACAGCAAUUGACGUCACAGAUUCUACCGUAUCAAAGCCGUUAGAAGAUCCAUCAGCACGCACUAAAGUUGGUCGUUUUCGCAGACCAACAUUCUUGCGUUCCCUUUCGACAUCCAUCAAAAAUCACGGUAGCCACGGCAGUCUUCCUCCACAACAUGGCAACACUAACUCUGGUAGCAAGGUUACACUAGAUGCUGGCGUACUAGAGAUUUUCAUCGAUGGCCCAUAUGGUGCACCAUCGAGUCAUAUUUUUGGUGCUCAACACGCUGUACUCAUCGGCACUGGUAUCGGCGUCACACCGUUCGCUUCUAUUUUGCAAUCGAUAAUGCAUCGUUACUGGAAGGCACGGCACACCUGUCCCCGCUGCCAUUUUGAGUGGGCUAGUGAUAUACCGAAAACGGUGAUGAAUUUGCGAAAAGUGGAUUUCUUCUGGAUUAACCGCGAUCAGCGUUCAUUCGAAUGGUUUGUCAAUUUGUUAUCACAACUUGAAAUUGAACAGGCCGAAUUGGGUGGUCCAAUGGAGAGAUUUCUCGAUAUGCAUAUGUACAUAACAAGUGCACUGCAGCGUACCGAUAUGAAGGCUGUCGGAUUGCAGUUGGCUUUAGAUUUAUUGCAUGAAAAGGGCAAGCGAGAUCUCAUUACUGGCCUCAAAACACGCACGAAUGCAGGCCGUCCUAACUGGGAUAAGGUAUUCAAACAACUGUUGGCACAGAAGAAAGGCAAAGUUACGGUUUUCUACUGCGGUCCGCCCCAGCUUGGCAAAACAUUACGUUAUAAAUGCGAUCAGUAUGGGUUUGCCUUCCGGAAGGAAUGCUUUUAA
Messenger RNA from Rhagoletis pomonella (apple maggot), 5095 nucleotides. RefSeq lists its product as uncharacterized. Gene Ontology annotation, molecular function: superoxide-generating NAD(P)H oxidase activity; calcium ion binding. Gene Ontology annotation, cellular component: NADPH oxidase complex; plasma membrane. Gene Ontology annotation, biological process: defense response; superoxide anion generation. The coding region runs from base 578 to 5095 and encodes 1505 amino acids. Lineage: Eukaryota; Metazoa; Arthropoda; Insecta; Diptera; Tephritidae. The transcript is spliced from 18 exons. The record is from RefSeq and is a predicted model, not a curated record.